GUUUUACUGGACCCAGGGGAGACAGGGGCCCCAACGGUCUACCUGGACUGCAGGGACACCCAGGCCUCACAGGAAAAUCUGGGGCUCCAGGAGUGCCAGGACUGAAGGGCCUCCCCGGCGACGUCUUUGGAGCGGCAGCAGGUUCCCGGGGGGAUGUUGGGCUCCCUGGCUUCCCUGGGCUCAAAGGUGCACCCGGAGAUCAAGGAGUCCCAGGAAGUAGAGGAGCGGAUGGUAGCCCAGGUUUGCCAGGACCCAAAGGAGAACCAGGGCCACAAGGUCUGCCUGGUCUGAUGGGAUUGCCAGGAUCGCCAGGAGCACAUGGAUUCCCAGGAGCACCAGGAAACCGUGGGCCCGAUGGUGGGCCUGGCUCUCGAGGACCUCUCGGUCCACCUGGUGCCAGGGGAGAAGAUGGUGAGCAAGGCUUUCCUGGCCCCGUGGGCCUGAAAGGUCUGUCUGGUGACAAAGGGGAGACAGGCCAUGCAGGAUUACCAGGUUUGCGUGGUGUGAUGGGUCCCCCUGGCAUAAGUGGCAUGGAUGGCUUCCCAGGAGACAAAGGUUUAAAAGGUUCAUCUGGCAUCGAUGGUUUCAAAGGCAUGACAGGCCUAAAAGGAAGACCAGGCAUCAAGGGAAUCAAAGGAGAAUUUGGCCCACUUGGGUCUCAGGGUGACAAAGGCUCUCAGGGCUCACGUGGCUUCAAAGGUGACCGUGGGGAUCAAGGCCCCCCAGGAGACCCCCCAAAGCUCAUGCCCAGCAUGAUGCUGGAAGUUAAAGGUGACAAAGGAGAUGCUGGAGAAAGGGGCACGAAGGGAUUCUUUGGCUCGAAAGGUAGCAAGGGAAUGCCAGGUGUUCCUGGAAAGACAGGGACCCCAGGCUCCCCUGGGCAUCCCAGCUACGUGGCUGGAGUGAAAGGAGACAUCGGCGCCAAGGGGCUGACGGGUCUCAAAGGGUAUCCUGGUCCCUCUGGCUCUCCUGGCAUCAGAGGCUUCCCUGGCAGCACAGGAGUCAGGGGAGAAAAGGGCACUCCAGGUAUCUCAGGCCAUUUUGGUACUCCUGGCUCACAUGGAGAAAUAGGUGAUCGAGGAGAUACUAUAAACCUACCAAAUGAGGCCGGGGAAGUUGGUGUGCCAGGAUUGACAGGCAUAAAAGGAGGCACAGGACCGAAAGGUGAAGGUGGUGAUCCUGGUUUCCGUGGCAUUGAAGGCCUCAAGGGCACGCAGGGUGUGCCUGGCUCCCUGGGACAGGAAGGUUUGCCAGGACUGGUUGGCCCUCCAGGGCAGCAAGGAAGCCCCGGCACACCUGGAUUUCAAGGGGAAAAGGGAAGUCCUGGCUGGCCUGGCUUACCGGGACAAGCAGGCUCACCUGGCCUACGAGGAAUCAGUGGGCUGCAUGGCUUGCCAGGCACAAAGGGCUCACCAGGCUCACCAGGUCCAGAUGGAUAUGGCUCUGCAGGGUUCCCAGGGCCAGUGGGUGACAAAGGAGAAGCAGGAGAGCCAAGCAGAGUGGAAGGCAGCAGAGGACCUCCAGGCCAGAAGGGAGACAGAGGUGUUCCAGGUUUGUAUUCCAGAGAAUGUACUGAUUUUUUCUUCUCUUCCUUUCAGGAGUCCCAGGACCCUUUGGCAUUCCCAGGGCCUCCUGGGUUUUCAAAUAUAUCAGGAUAUCCUGGUGAUAAAGGCUCCCCAGGCCUACAUGGAGUGCCAGGCUAUCCAGGACCCCAGGGGCAGCCUGGAACACCUGCUCCACCAGGAAGCAAAGGAGAAAGUGGACAAAUAGGUAUGAUUGGAGAGAUUGGCCCAAAAGGAAGUAGAGGUGAUCCUGGAGCAGCAGGGAGACCUGGCCUUCCUGGAUUCCCUGGACCAAAAGGUCCUCGGGGUGAACCUGGUGUCAUUGGCUCCAUGGGGACAAUAGGAUUUCCAGGUGACUUGGGACCUAUCGGGCCCAAGGGAGAUAGAGGAGUAACAGGCUUCCAGGGACCUCCAGGCUCUCCUGGGCUGCCCCCUCUUCCACCAAGGCUGGUUGCUGAACAGGGUUCACCAGGUCCCCGUGGAAAUAUAGGACCUCCAGGAAGCCCAGGAGAUACAGGACCUCAGGGUCCACCAGGCGAUCCAGGUUUCAGAGGCUCACCUGGAGAGCCAGGACUCCAGGGCAGGGGUGGAAUUCCAGCUCCUCCAGGUCCCAGAGGUGAACAAGGAGCAACAGGAUUUCAGGGUCCAGUGGGACUUGAAGGCCAGCCAGGCCGCCCUGGGAGCCCUGGGCUGCCAGGCAUGCAGGGCCGCAGCGUCAGCAUGGGCUACCUGCUGGUCAAGCACAGCCAGUCUGAUCAAGAGCCAAUGUGCCCAGUUGGCAUGAACAAACUCUGGAGUGGAUACAGCCUGCUGUACUUCGAAGGCCAGGAGAAAGCACACAACCAGGAUCUAGGGCUGGCUGGCUCGUGCUUGUCCCUGUUCAGCACCAUGCCAUUCCUCUACUGCAACCCUGGGGACAUCUGCUACUAUGCAAGUCGAAAUGAUAAGUCCUACUGGCUCUCCACCACAGCCCCUCUGCCAAUGAUGCCUGUGGCAGAAGAUGAGAUCAAGCCAUACAUCAGUCGCUGCUCGGUUUGCGAGGCCCCAGCUGUGGCCAUUGCUGUCCAUAGCCAAGAGGCUUCUAUUCCUCACUGCCCUGAAGGCUGGCGCAGUCUGUGGAUUGGAUAUUCCUUCCUUAUGCACACUGCUGCUGGUGAUGAAGGUGGAGGACAGUCCCUGGUGUCUCCUGGGAGCUGCCUGGAGGAUUUCCGAGCGACUCCUUUCAUCGAGUGCAACGGCGCGCGCGGCACCUGCCACUACUUCGCCAACAAAUACAGCUUCUGGCUCACCACCAUCGACCAGCCCUUCCAAAGCAAACCCUCUGCAGACACACUCAAGGCAGGACUCAUCCGAAGCCACAUCAGCAGGUGUCAAGUCUGUAUGAAAAACCUGUAGAAGCUUUUCACAGCCCGAGGAACCACCUCAGCAUGUGGCUCUCACACAGUGGAGCCUUCUGUGGUGGUUAGACAGCUGAACAAAUCGUGUUGGUGCUUUUUUAA
This is a messenger RNA of Acanthisitta chloris (rifleman), 3061 nucleotides long. RefSeq names its product collagen alpha-2(IV) chain-like. Gene Ontology annotation, cellular component: collagen trimer; basement membrane. Lineage: Eukaryota; Metazoa; Chordata; Aves; Passeriformes; Acanthisittidae. The record is from RefSeq and is a predicted model, not a curated record. Gene Ontology annotation, molecular function: extracellular matrix structural constituent.